GCAGGCGCAGAGCGGGCCGGAAAAAUGGCGGCUGGGUUCAAAACUGUGGAGCCGCUGGAGUAUUACAGGAGAUUUCUGAAGGAAAACUGCCGUCCUGAUGGAAGAGAACUUGGUGAAUUCAGAGCCACAACUGUCAACAUAGGUUCAAUCAGUACAGCGGAUGGCUCUGCUCUCGUGAAGCUGGGGAAUACCACGGUCAUUUGUGGCGUUAAAGCAGAAUUUGCAGCACCACCAGUAGAUGCCCCCGAUAGAGGAUAUGUCGUGUUUCUUUCAGUCCCUAAUGUGGAUCUACCACCGCUGUGUUCUUCGAGGUUCCGGACAGGACCUCCUGGGGAAGAGGCUCAAGUAACCAGCCAGUUCAUUGCAGAUGUCGUUGACAACUCACAGGUGAUUAAGAAAGAGGAUUUAUGCAUUUCUCCAGGCAAGCUUGCUUGGGUUCUAUACUGUGACCUCAUUUGUCUAGACUACGAUGGGAACAUUUUGGAUGCCUGCACAUUUGCUUUGUUAGCAGCUUUAAAGAAUGUACAGUUGCCUGAAGUUACUAUAAACGAAGAGACUGCUUUAGCCGAAGUCAAUUUAAAGAAGAAAAGUUAUUUGAAUGUUAGAACAAACCCAGUUGCUACUUCCUUUGCUGUGUUUGAUGACACUCUACUGAUAGUCGAUCCUACCGGCGAGGAGGAGCACCUGUCCACAGGAACCCUAACCGUAGUCACGGACGAGGACGGCAAGCUGUGCUGUCUUCACAAGCCAGGUGGGAGUGGGCUGACUGGAGCUAAACUUCAGGACUGCAUGAGUCGAGCGGUAACGAGACACAAAGAAGUGAGCAAGCUACUGGAUGAAGUAAUUCAGAGCAUGAGACACAAAUGAACAGACACCACGACUGCAAAACAGCUGUAAAAAUUGUAUUUGUUACACUGCACAGGCUUUUUAUACUAAAUAAAUACCUAAUUCCAUUCUUUGAAAGAUA
Messenger RNA from Mus musculus (house mouse), 967 nucleotides. It is a transcript of the gene Exosc8, whose product is annotated as exosome component 8. The record is from RefSeq and is marked validated. Gene Ontology annotation, molecular function: identical protein binding; mRNA 3'-UTR AU-rich region binding. Gene Ontology annotation, cellular component: nucleus; nucleoplasm; exosome (RNase complex). Gene Ontology annotation, biological process: RNA catabolic process; RNA processing. The transcript is spliced from 11 exons. Bases 25 to 867 code for a protein of 280 amino acids. NCBI's taxonomy places the organism in Eukaryota, Metazoa, Chordata, Mammalia, Rodentia, Muridae.